CCACAGUUUGUAGAAAUUGGUUGGAAGCUUCUUCAUAUUUUUAGGGAUUAUCAAAGGUAUGGCUACUGCUACUGCUGUUGACUCACAAAGAGACAAUGUGGAAGUCUUUCCUUUAACUCCAGUUCCAGAAGAAGAAGGAGAAAGUGCUUUUGAGGCACCACCAGGUAUGCAACGAUGGCUUGAAGAGAAGAUUUUACAGUCAAGUAGCUCUUCGUUAGUUUCUACUAUAACGAAUACUACAGAAGAAGACCACGAGGAAGAACAAGUUCAACAAAAUGAAAGAGUGCAAGAGAGUUUAACGGAGUCUUUACCUCAAGAGGAAAGGGAGAAGCUUCGGGAACUUUUAUCAAAAACUGCCGAUUCUUCGGCAGUUAAAGAACGUGUUUUUUCAACACAGAUAAGACCUCCUCCUACUCCUCCACAAGAUGUUUCGAUGUAUACAAAUACGAGAAGAACUGCCAGAAGUAAAAACGAUAGAGAAAGAGGUUUUUUCAAGUCCGAUCAACUCGUAGAGUCUUUGUUACAGAGUCACGCAAAACGUGGAAAGGACCGCGAAAGAGAAGCCACGAAAAGAAGAGAAAAUGCGACUCAAGUCGCUGCAACACAAGCCAGUGGAAGAGAGUUUUCUUCUGUUGAUAAAUAUCAAGUACCAGUUCAUGUUCAAGAUGACGACGACUCUUCGUCGGACUCUGCGAAAGAGCAACCCAACAUUAUUUCUUCGAGUAACAGAGAUAAGACUGAGUCUCCGAAGCUAAGACAGUUAUUAUCAAAAAACACUAGAACGCUGUUGAAGGAUUGGCUCAGUCUAUUUUUCUCUGCGGAUGCUGCACAACAUUAUUUUGCUGAAUACUUACGACGACUUUCACAAGUUAUUGGUUACACAUUUGCUGCUAUUGGAUCAAUUUACUGUAUUUUUGGUUUUAUGUUUUUGCUGUUUGCAGUUGGGGGUCUGAUAGGUUGGUUCAUCUUUUGUGCUGUUAUUGUGUCUGCAGUUGUUUCCUGCAUCUUAUUGUUGGGACUAGUUGCAUUUGUGGUUUGUUUUAUUUGUGUAUGUACAUUCACCGUUUCACUGUUUACGGUUUUGUUUGCUUUCAAUAGCUUGUUUCACGUCUCUCGCAAAUCAAAGUUGUAUCCAUAAACUAUUGGAAAGACUAUUAACGACAAGUUUCAGUUUAUACUAUUUUUCUUAUCCCAAUCAUUUACUGCACGGUAUAUAUAUUCUUUACAAGUUGGACAGGGUGCCUUUCGAUAUCCACGGCAAACUUGGCAUUGAUUACUAGAAGUCACGUUGAAGAGUUCUAUCACGAAAUAACCCUUUCCUUCACAAGCAGGACAUGGUAUUUCUCCUGUGCCACUACAUUGUUUGCAUUCUGGUGAACCUUUCUCUUGCAAAUAUUGCUCCCAUUUCGUAUGCUCAACUAUCUCUUCUUCACCUUCAGUCUGAGAAACGGAGGGGUUCUCUAGUUGUGCGCGCUCCCACUUUGCAAAACAACCUCCGAUGGUUGCAUAACAUGAAUAAUGGCGAGGUAAUUUCUUUUUCAAACGAGUUCCGGUGAGACUUUGGAAAGAUGGUCCUAUAAAGGUCAUUCCCAUGCUGGAUACCAAUAAUCUCCGAGAUAGAUACGGAUUUUAAUACAAGUUAGUUGGUUAGAGCUGUUUUAUGAGAAUGUUGUCGUCACGAUCCAGUACCUUUUCAUUUCAGAAUGCCCUGUAUGACAAUUCAUAAAUAGCUACUAUUGGUU
Galdieria sulphuraria is the source of this 1742-nucleotide messenger RNA. RefSeq lists its product as uncharacterized. The record is from RefSeq and is a predicted model, not a curated record. NCBI's taxonomy places the organism in Eukaryota, Rhodophyta, Bangiophyceae, Galdieriales, Galdieriaceae. The coding region runs from base 59 to 1138 and encodes 359 amino acids. The transcript has a single exon.